AACUCAAAACCGCAUCGCGCAUGCGCAAACUCUCAGUAUGGUCUUGAUGUGUGACACGGAUUACGGAAGUUUCCACAGGGGCUAAAAACUUUUCUUUUGUUUUUUUUUGUUUUCUUAAAGAUUUUUAAUAGCCGGAGUUUUAUUUUUCUGCGGGAGACAGACUUCAUACUGCAGUGAAUUUUGUGAAGAUUCACAAGGAGUAGGAAAAAGGAAACAAGAAUGGGGUUCCUGGGAGGAGACGUAACUGUCCACAAUAAAACUCAGCACAAAUGGACCGUCUGCAUUGAGUCUAGGGAGCCAUGGCCUAAGUCCGACGUAUAUUUUACAUCCACAGUUGGAAGCUAUGAAAAGAGAGUUAGAAAUUUCUUUGUACCAGUCACCUUUGUCAGAACAUUCUACAUCAACGUGAAGUAUGGAGAUUGCUCAGAGAGUGACUGUUACAAACAUCCACACUUGUGGUACAUCUUUGAUCCAAAAGAUGAUCCAUGUUUCACAAUUCAAGAGAGCGGAGACCACCAGGAAAUACAUCUGGACUGCAAUAUACGUUAUGAGAAGAAGAAAUCAACGUGCCCAAAUUAUGGGAAAAUUGAAGAUGAUGCGCGAGAGGAAGAAGAGAAGCAAAGACGAGAAAAAGAGGAGCAGAGGCGACAGGCCCAGCUUGAACGUGAAAAAAGAAUUGAGGAACAGAUUAGAAGGGAAAGUGAGCUUGCUGCUAAGAAACUUUCGCAAGCCAAAGAGACGCUGAAGCAGAAACAGAGGCUGAGAGGCCAUGAGCUCCAUCACCAAACUCAUAUAAUGCAACAGACAAUAAACACUGAAAUUGAGAGAGAUGAGGUUGCAGAAAUAGGGCAGAAAUUCUCAGACCUCCUAUGUGAAUAUCAAAUCGAUGAAGAGGAAGACCCAGGGGAGACAUUAGCGGACUGGAUGAAGACCCUGCAAAAUGAGUUAAUGGUGGAGUACUGUAAGAAACACAACCUGUCCAGUAGCUGUGUGUUUUCUUUCGACACUUCAGUUGGUUAUGAGACUCUGCCUCUACAAGAUAGACUGACAGUGCUUGAGGCAAUAAUGUAUUUAGUUUUUGAGGAGGAUGAAAAUGACCACACACAAAUACAUGACCGGGAUUUCCUCUUGGAUGUGCUGGAACUGUUGCAAGACGAUCAUCCGUCACUUGCCUUUAAUCUUUUACAGAGCGUUCUUCAAACUGAUAUUCAACUUUCUACACAAAAUAAAGACAUUCUGUGUCGGAUUGCGUUCAACAACACAUGGAAACUGCCAGAAAUAACAGAUUUCAUGCGUUAUGUUGUUGAGAAAGACAAAGAUCAAGCGCAGGCAAUACUUCACAUUGCACAGACCUACAAGCUGGAGUAUGAGAUUGUUCUCCAUGCUUUAGAUUCACCUGAUCCACCCAGACGGCUGAAAUGGCAUGUUGACACAGAGACAGACAAAAAUGCUAAUACUAUUAUUAGUGAAAUGCGCAACUCAAACUAUCCUGAGAAUGUCCUGACAAUACUAGAGGAUGUUCUGCUAUAUCUGGAAAUGGAGCUUCCAAAACACAAAAGAACUGAUCUCCAUAAAAAUGAAAUCCAGCAUGUAAAGAAAAUGGUUAAAGAACUGGAUUUUACCAAUCCAGACAGACAAGUUCUCAAAAGUGUACUAGUGCAAAUGUCAGUCGCAGUAAAAAUGUGCUCUGCUCUCACUAUUCAAAGGGGUAAAGAGGAAAUAGUCAUUGAAGGAUAUCUUCCCAGAUUAACUCAGCUUGCAACCUUGAUGGUUUUCCUGCUUCCAAAAUCAAAAACCAAUACAGGUUGUCUUCUUGAAAUUGGAACAGGUGAAGGGAAAUCUUGUAUCUUAGCCAUGCUUGCUGUGAUCCAUGCCAUUCGUGGUGUAAAGGUGGACAUUGUGACAAGCUCUCCAGUCCUCGCUUGCCGUGAUUUAGAGGAAUGGAGCAAACUUUACAACAUGUUCGACAUAACGUCAUCUGCUGUUCCUCCAAUGCUGAAUGAUGUCUCAUCUGAAGAACAAGAUGAUCUGACUCAGGAAGCAUACAAACAAGAUGUAGUGUACAGUACUGUUGGAACAUUUGCAGCAGAUACACUGAAACAAGAGUUUGAGAAGAAAACAUCUCGUGGAGACAGGAAGUUCGAGUUGGUCCUUGUGGAUGAGGUUGACUACAUGACUUUAGAUAAUGGAGUUCAAAUAACAUUUCUGUCCCAUGAGUCCAGUGGCCUCCAGCAUUUGGAGCAAGUCCUAGCCAGCAUCUGGGCCAUUAUAUCUGCAUGUCGACCAAUUGAGGUAGAAGAAACUGGAGAGACCAUGUGGACAACAAGAGUCCAGAAUUUUCACACAGCUGCCCUGAUAGCAAUGAUUGGUUCAGAUACAAAUGAUACGUUUUCACCACUGGAAAUUUUGAUGCCAGGUAUUGAAUUAGGCUUUUACUCAGAGGAAGAUUUUGAAAAUUUGAAGGUCUCUAUUAAUGAAGAAGGAGAAAAGGAACAUGGGGCCAUUGAAAAUGAGGCAUUAAAGACCAUCAUGGCCAAAACAGGAAUAGAACAACAAUAUGACCUGCUCAAGGUUCUCGAGAUGGGGAUGGAGCACAAGGUGGCAUUUAACUGUUAUAUUUAUCAGUCAGAAACUAGAAAAGCCUUUCAAUUUGGAGAGCAAAAGACAAAAACUGACCAAAACAUCAACAUGCUGCUACUCGAGAAUGGAAAAGCAUGUGAGAUCUUGGCUGAAAAUUUUCUUAUUAAAGCCACAGUUAGCGAGGUGAAAUCCAAGAUUAUAUACUCUACAGAAUGCAGUUCAGAAGAAGACGAAGAGUCUCUUGUAAUUCCUUUUUUCUUAGAGAAAUACCUGGAUAAUCAGCUGCCACUGUUUGUUGAGAAUGCACUGAAGGCCAUUCAGAUGACCAAAGGCAGAGAGUACAUGAUCGAGAGAUCUCUUAGUGCUCAGGGAAUAGAUGUUGAUGAAGAUGGUGAACACAUGUACCAUGCAAUAAUCCCAGUGGACUUUCAGGCCAGUGGAAUGCUGGAGAAAAGAAAACGGUGGGGUGAUGGACUACAACAAUUUCUGGAGAUGAAGCAUCAGUUAACAUUAUCUCCAUUAUCAAAUGUGACAAACUACAUGUCAAAUUCAAAUUUCUUCAAAAGAUAUCUCAGAGGGAAAGGGAUAUUUGGUGUUUCUGGAACACUAGGGGGAGAUGCAGACAAGGGUUUCCUGGCAAGGCAUUACAAAACGGACAGCUAUGUCAUACCAGCUCAUCAACGUCAAAAGGUUACUGAGCUGCCUGCAGUCCAGGUGAGAGGAGGUACGGAACAAUGGAUCCAAACUAUUUGUGCCACGGUCACAAGAGUCUCUAAACGAGGACAGGUGGUGUUAGUCGUGUGUGAGGACGUCAACACAGCAAAUGCUCUCAAUGACAAAAUUGUAGCAGAAACCAAACAUUUAGUUACCAUGUACACGAUGAGUGAGAGCCACAACAUUGAGAACCAGGAGUUCAACAAGGGACAGAUCAUUAUUACCACUAACCUUGGAGGACGUGGGACAGACAUUAAGGUCACAGAGGAGGUAAAUCGCUGUGGCGGUCUCUUUGUGCUACUCACGUACUUCCCCAAUAAUCGAAGGGUUGAGAAACAAGUCUUUGGACGAACAGGUCGAAAAGGAACCCCGGGAAUGGUCCAGGUAAUACUGAACCAUGAUUGUCUAGCCAUGGCCUACCGAGGCCAUUCUAUUGAAGUCAUGAGAGAACUCAGAGAAGAAUAUGAAAUUAAUAGAAUAAAAGACAUGGAGAAGGAGAAACUAGCUGAAAUUGAGAUGAAAGAAGAGCUGUUCUCUACAUUUUGUCAGUUCCUUACUGACUUUGACAGGCAUUAUAGUACAAGAGAGAAAACGGACCUGUUUGAAGUGAAAGUAAAAGAUGUCCCUUGUUACUUUGAGUCCUUUCACAGUAAGAUGGACUACCAUCCAGCACUGAAUGCUUUGAAGGAAUCAUGGGGUAUAUGGCUAAUACUUCACACAGACCAGAUUAACGUACACAAAGACCUUACAGAACUGAAAGAAAACCUCAUCCAACACUUGCAGGACAAAAGUUGUAAACUUUUACAAGGUCACAGUGAAAACCUUUAUGACCACAUACAGCAGGCUUUAGGAAGAACUGCCUUGCACCUUCAAAACAAAAACAGAUGUGACUAUGGAGCAAAAACCUACUGGAAAAAAGUCGCUGAUUCAGACAAAUACUACAGAGCUGCUGCAAUGUAUAAUCAGGCCUACAUUACCAUUAACAUGGCCAGAGAGGGCUACAAAAGUGAGGCAUGUUCCUUACUCAAGGAGGCAGAGAAAGCCAUAGAUGUUUACAUAUCUGAAACAACCAGAACACUGAGCUUCUGUUCUUUGUCUGUUACUCCAGAUUUUGAACCACACCACAGUGGCAGCUGUAACUUCCAAACACAAAUGCAGGCAAGGAUGAACAUAUUUAACUCAUGGAAACAAAAUAUUAAAAAAAUACUUGACAUGCUUGGAUCGGGCAAUGGAGACUUCAGAACCAAGGAGCUGACACUUUACAGCUUAUCAGCUGAGGAGGAUUUUGUGUCUUCUAGUGAACUCGGUCUCUUUCGUAAUUAUGGCCUCGCUGUUGUGUUUGAGGUGAAACAAAAGCCCAAAUUCUCAUUUGAUGCCCUGAUUUGUUGUUUUCUUGGUGUGAUUCAGGUUGUAGCAGGAGUUCUGAUAUGUGUUUGGUCAGCUGGUUCCAUGUCCUCAUUUGGUCUUGGCUUGAUCUCAGAAGGUGUGUCUGACAUGAUCUAUGGAGUCAUGGGUAUGAUAAAUGGUACAUUUGAUUGGGCAUCAUGGGCGAUAUCUAAAGCAAUAAGUAUAGGAAUUUCCUUGGCCUGUGGGGGAUUCCGUGUUCUCAAACAAUCAUUCUCCUCUGUGAAAAAUGCUGCAAGUAAUAUCCUCAAUGGCACCAAAUCCCUAAAAAGUGUUGCAUCUAGUGCCCUCAGAUCAGGAAAAAAUGUGUUUGUUUCAGCGUGCAAAUCAGCCAAAUCAAUGGUGUCAUCAACAGGUAUAAAGAAUAUCUCAUGGAAUGUGGUCAAACCAACUUUGAAACAUGCAUGUAAAUAUGCUGUUCAGGAAUUGGCAAUUCAAGGGGUAAACACUGCUUUGAACACAUGCAUGGACGCUACAAUUCAGAAGACAUUCCAGCAAGGAUUUCGUCAUACUUUCAAGGAAUCUGUCCGUUCGGUAUUACACCAAAAUAAAGAGUUUGUCCAAACACUCGCAGAUUUCAUCUGCUCAGGAAUUCCAAAGGCCGCCUUGCAGAAGGAAUCUGGCUCUUAUAAGAUUAGCAAAACCCUAGAGAAGGAAAUGAAGGACCAUGUGGUUUUCAAUACAAACAUUGUCAUGAAUGAUCUCAUGGUAGACUGUAAACAGAUUCAUCAGGUGAUUAACACACUCUCACAGGUGUGGGACAAAUCAGCAGAGUUUGUUGCGCACCGCUCCCAUGCCUGUAUUAGGAUGCUUAUGACUACUGCAAGCAUGUCCACCACCAUUUAUGAAAUGUACAAAUCCAUUCCUACUAAACAGACCAUUGACAGUAAUUUUGUUCCAGCAUUUUUGAAGUCCUUGGGUGAGGAACCUUUAUUUGAGACAUAUGACAAUGAUGGAAGGGACAAACUGGAAGAUGUGGAACGUCUUAAAGAUGAACUCAUUGACGUAAUUUCAGAAGUUCUUUCCCAAACCAUGGUGGACAGUUUUUCUGGGUUUGCCUCCUCCAUGUUUACAAAAACAUUCACUCAGCGACUAAACUCUGCUACUGGAAAAGUAGUUGGUAAUUUACUGGGAAGACACAAAACCCAAAGUUUCUUUGUAAGUCAACAGCAUCAUUAUGAUCUGAAAUCUGCCACUGAAUGCAAGGAAAGAUCUCUGACUGAAGAAGAACUAAAUGAACUCACACGCUACGCUAAUAAUGUAACUGAUGAACAAAAACCAGCAACAGCUUUAGAAGUCCAUGUCCUCACAAAAAGCAACUUGCUGGAUGGAAAAGGAAUUUGUCUGACUGUAGUAGAUGAUAAAGGAAAACUUCUCACAGAGGAGACCUACCCAGGAACUGACCCAGCAGCUGGUACUAUCAAACUUGUGCUGACAAAAACACCUCAGACUUCUUCCGGAACAAGAGGAAUAUGGAGCAAACUGAAAGAGAUGGCUAUGGGUAAAGACACAGCACAGAGUGGCCACAUUGACAUUAUUCGCUCUGAUGGCUCACGGGAAACUGUGAACUCCUCAAAUCAAAGCUGUCUUUUUCAUGCUGUCAUUCAAGCAACAGCUAAUGACCCAAAUGAUGAUUUACAACAAAAAGCCAUAGAACUCCGUAGUAAAGUUAGUCAGGAGAUACUAUCUAAACCAUAUAAAUAUGCUGAAGCUGUGAGGAUUCAGAACAUGUUCAACUGGACAAACAGCUCCAAUAGAUUUAAAAUUGAAGCUGGACUAAGGGAGGGGGACCAGCAGAAGUAUGAAAGGUACAUCAAAGACAAGAUUCCAGUGGACAUUAUUAAUGCAUACCAUUUGGGAGAAGUGGCAGAAUAUGAAAGCCUUUUAGACAUGGACAAACCCACUCCAGGAGUAGUCGAAGCUGACCACAUUCCACCAAGGAGUAGUUUAAAUGAACUCUGUAAGCUGAUCAGAAGAAAUCCAGAAAUGGCUAAUUCGCUCAAAACCAACAACAAGGCAGCGUAUGAGUUAGUGAUGAGCAUGAGCAAUGACCAGAAUGGAAAAAAGCAGCUCUGCAUGAACACACUCUACUCGGAUCAUCGACGUGCCCUGACCAGCGGCAACAGUUCUGAAUCCAGAGCAUGCAGACAUUUGCUGACAAACACCUUAGCAAGUGGAGACGUGGAGAAACUGCUGAAGCAGUCAUUCAUACUCGCUCACCCGGAAUGCUCAGAGAGAAUCCGGAAGACUCUAGGUGUCCAACAUAAGUUUGAUACCCAGAGUUCUGGACUAUCAAUGAAUGACCGUAACAAAUACUACCAGGAUGGAUUUGACAAAAUUGUACAAGAAUACAGCAAGAAGAAUCUGAUUGACCAAAACCAAACCACUCGCCUCAUGAAGUGGGUGAAAGAGGAGAGAUAUUUGGACACAUCUGCAUCGGAGUAUAGAGAAAUAAAAAGGGUUGUAAAAGAUAAAGCUGUAAACAGAAGAAACCCAGACAGCAUGAGGCCAAAUUUUCAGCAUCAUGAGCUGUAAUGUUCACGUCACUGAUAAGAUCAGUGCUUGUCUGUAUGAAAAAGAAACGCACUUUAUUAAGAGAAGAAAAAAUUCUCAACAAGUAAUGAUUAUACAUUUAUGUUAACUUGUUUCUUUUGCUUUCAUAUUAUUUUGUAUUUACCAGAGAGCAUCAUUAAGUCAUUGGUAAUGGCAUUAAUCAAUAUGCUUUAAUAUAUAACAAAAUGUAAAUGUGUUUCUCAUUUUAUGAUAAUAAUAUACUUGCCAUGUGUGUGAUUAGUGUCUAAGCUCCUGUCUC
Messenger RNA from Hemibagrus wyckioides, 7510 nucleotides. RefSeq lists its product as uncharacterized. Gene Ontology annotation, biological process: protein import; protein targeting. Gene Ontology annotation, molecular function: ATP binding; ABC-type protein transporter activity. The transcript has 11 exons. Gene Ontology annotation, cellular component: membrane. Bases 220 to 7233 code for a protein of 2337 amino acids. The record is from RefSeq and is a predicted model, not a curated record. Lineage: Eukaryota; Metazoa; Chordata; Actinopteri; Siluriformes; Bagridae.